Messenger RNA from Spodoptera exigua (beet armyworm), 2081 nucleotides. NCBI's taxonomy places the organism in Eukaryota, Metazoa, Arthropoda, Insecta, Lepidoptera, Noctuidae. The record is from the annotation of a GenBank genome assembly.
CCGACGUCAGUCGCGCUGCGAUCGCCGCGUGGACCGCACGUCUAGUUACCGAGUCUCUGCUGCGCGCAUAAUAUAAUGUUUACGCGAACGCUAAACUUGGACAAGAAAAACUUUUGAAAAUUUUCUGUAAAUAUUUUUUCAGUGUUAUUCUUGUUGUAUAAUAAUUUUAGUGACUCUGUAUAUUAAAGAUGGACAGUAAAACACCAACAAAUCCCUCAUCACCGCCAAGGGCUCAAGUGAAAAAAGAAAAUGAAGAAGAAAUCAAGGAUUUUGCUGAGACAGCGAUGAACGAGUUGCUAGGCUGGUACGGGUACGAAAGGCUCGAGCUGCGAAGGUGGGCAGCAUCAAGGGCUCGUGACGCCUCCAGUCCAGAACAAGCCAGUGAACAGAAAAAUAAAGCUGAUGAAUGUUCGUGGUGCAACAAGAGCCUCCCCAGCGAGGGUUCAGCGCUCCAGCAUGCAGGCGCCACAUUUUGCUCAGAGCUCUGCUUCAGUCAGUCCCGUCGCGCCAACUUCAAACGUGCCAAGACCUGCGACUGGUGUCGGCAUGUUAGACAUACCGUCGCUUAUGUGGAUUUUCAGGACGGUGCCACUCAGCUGCAGUUCUGCUCGGACAAAUGUCUCAACCAAUACAAAAUGCACAUCUUCUGCCGAGAGACACAAGCCCAUCUUGACCUCAAUCCACAUUUAGUCAAUGCGUCAUCGUCAUCCAACCUCAUCACUCCUGAACUCUGGCUCAAAAACUGUAAAAGUAGAUCAGCAUCGCCAACUUCCGAACGCUCAGGAUCGCCAAAUCUUGACAACGUUCCCGCCAAACCAGUCACCACUGAAAAGACAGAAGUUCAAAAGACCCAAAAUAGAUCUCCACUUCCUUUGAUAACCAUUGCUCCAACAGCAAAGCUGAUGAAGCAAAAACGUCCAUCUGACGAAACGAUACCAGUUCAGAAGUCUCCAGAAACGAAAAAAGACGUUAGGAAUACCAAAAUGAAUCUACGUAAACGUAGAACCUCAAAAUGUUCAGCUACGGUCACGUCACAGACGGUCCGGCAGCGAACUUCAACCCCGAAGGCGCAAGAUCUUAGGAUGUGCAGUCCGUCUGACGGAUCAUCGCCAGCAUCGACUGUUGGAAACGCUCUACAUUCGCCGCCGCAUCAGAUUAACGCUCAUCCUCCACCACCACCGUUUCCUCCAAACCCAAUGUUCAGCAUGCCCCCACCGAUGUUCUUGGACAACCACGAUCCAAGGCACCCUCAUAAUAUGUUCCCACCGCGGCUAAACUUCAUGCCUCGGCCAGGAUUCCCAUUGGAGCGACCUCGUCUGCCAGGAAUUCCACCACCGCUAAACUUCCCCACUCCCAUAGGUCAGGCUCCUCCCGUCACAGUAUUAGUCCCGUACCCAGUCAUCUUACCGAUACCCCUUCCUAUUCCGAUUCCAAUUCCUUUCUCAGCGUUCGUCCAAGCUCAUUGUGCGAAUAAAGUAAAAACUGAAAACAGACCAGACACAGCAGACACGGAAGGACCUUUAGAUUUUACAAUGAAUAGUGACAAAAACAGAAGAGAAGAGGAAACAUUGGGAUGUAGUAGUGAGCCAAAUUCAGAGACUGCUUUAGAUAAGAGCCCACCUUGCGAACAAAAUAAUGAACGAAUAGAAGAAGAUAAAAUGGACACUGAAAUGAACGAGACUGGAAAUCCGGAGCAGACUUUGCCCAAGUUCAAAAUUACUAGAUUGGGGAAUAAAAUGGCAAAAAUAGUAGCGAAGAGUAGAGAGCCGUCAGAAUCCACACGACCGCUGCGGAAACGGCGGAGACUGGUCGAAGUAUCGACGGAUGAUGAAGCGCUCAUUCCAAAGACGAGGAAAAUAGUUGAAGUUUAAACGUAGAGUUGAAAUAACCCCACUAUUCUCUGAUACAUAUCACAAACGCAUGAUAAUCCGAACCGAGUUCAUUAUACUUUCAGGUUGCUAGUCUUUAGUUGUAAGAUGCUAUUAAAAUUUUAUGUCUUAGGUUUUAGGGCGCACUGUAAAUGUGAUAUUAGUAACUUAUUACUUUCAAUGUAUGUAAAAUAAAAGAUAUUACUACUCUAA